Molecule: messenger RNA, 2463 nt
Organism: Drosophila ficusphila
Lineage: Eukaryota; Metazoa; Arthropoda; Insecta; Diptera; Drosophilidae
Gene: RIC-3
Product: resistance to inhibitors of cholinesterase protein 3
Biological process (GO): synaptic transmission, cholinergic; protein localization to cell surface
Cellular component (GO): intracellular membrane-bounded organelle; neuronal cell body; neuron projection
Source: RefSeq, a predicted model, not a curated record
AGGCUGAAAAAUCAAUUAUUAUUGCUGCUGCUUUCUGGCAGAGAAAUUUAUAACGACAAACAAACAGUUUGAAAUUAGCCGUAAUUAGAUAAGAAAACGAAUAUUGAAUAAACCAACAAAUCAACAUAUAAAACUGAUAAUGCUUUAAACGUACAGAAACCAACCAGCCAACAUGAGCCAAUGUCAAAGUUAACCAAAAACUGGAAACACAUCGCAUAGUCAACAGCUCGCCGAGAGCUAAUAACGAACCAAAUCGAUCAGGAAUAUAUAAGGACGAUUGCCUUAACACCUAGCUUUAAAUACCAACAAUAGCCAUACGAAACGGAAGCCCACUAAACCGAGAGCUAAACCGAUCACAAAAUGCCUGCAACAGCCACAUCGAAGCAACGACCUCCGGUCGCCGGAGGGAUGACCCCCAAGAAAACUGCUCUGAUCAUUGUCACGGUGAUCGGAUGCAUCGCCAUUCUGUGGCCUAAGGUCUUCCAUCCGAUGAUGUUCGGAGGAGUUCCGCCGCCCAAGCAAAACUUCAAGGAUCCACGAGCUGCACCCGGAGGAUGUUGUGACGUCGUGCUUGACAGGGAGCAGUUCAUGAAUGUCUCGAAGAAGGACACUGUCGAACCCUUUGGCCCGCAUUUGUAUCGCAAGCAAAUCAAUGUUUAUACGGGUGAAAUAAGUCUGCGCCAGGAGCGUCCAGCCCACCUGCAUCCGGAAUCCAUUUAUCAGGCCAUGAGGGAGAGGGGCAGGGCCAUUCCAGCUACGCCCACUGUUCCGAUCGUGGAGCGGAAAAGUUCACCCAGUAAUCCGCCUCCGCGGAUCGUGGAGGGACGGCCCGGUCCCAUUCCCGGAAUGCGUCCACCCAUGGGAGCAGGUGCACUGCACCAGCCACAGCAGCGGGGCAGUAGCAUGGGAUUCCUGAUGCCGCUUUACACGAUCGGAAUCGUCGUGUUUUUCGGCUACACUCUAAUGAAGAUAAUGUUCAAGAAACAAGUUCCCAAUGAGCCCUAUGGACCAGCACCUGGAAAUGCUUCCUUCCGGCAGGAAGUUUUCGGCCAACAGAACCACAGUCAAGUGGAAGAUUUGGCAGGAAGUAAAUUGGGAGCCGCUGUCGCCGCCAAGGACACCGAAAAGGAUCUGUACAACGCCAGUCUGUCGGCCACCGAGGUGGCCAGCAGCCUGUCCACCUCGCUGAAGAACCACCAGCAGAUGAAGGAGGCCGAGCAGCUGAUGGAGAUCGAGAAGCUGCGCCAGAAGCUCGAGAGCACGGAGCGGGCGAUGGCCCAACUGGUGGCCGAAAUGAACACCGAUCAGUAUGAGGCAAAGAAAAACGACAACGAAAAAACGAGAGAGCAACUAGACAAGCAGAAUAUUUCCAACGGACAUGCAAACACCGAACAAAAACCGGAACAGGAGACAUCGCCGAAGGGAGGCAGGAAACGCCGGGAUCUGAGCGCUGAGCGGGAACUAACGGUACUGGGCAUGGAGUUAACAGCCAGUUGCGAGGGCGGCCAAAAGUGGAAAGGACGCCCUCCAACGCCUGUUUUCCGAUCGCCAAGCGAACAUUCCAAAUUGGAAGAAAAUUUGCCAGAGCCGCAGUCCAUUUACUUGGAAGGCGCUUUGGCCCACGAGUCUCAGAUUUUGGUGGCUGACUCCCAAAUCAAACGCGAAGAGGUCUACGACUCGGAGCUUAAUGGAUCAGCCGAGGAACCAGCCAUCAUUCUCAGCAGCAGAAUGACAUUGUCAUUGAUUAAUUUGGACGCAAAUCAACAAAAUGGAAAUGCAGGCAAAUCCGCAGUGGAAAGCCCCCUGGCUGAUGACAUCGAAAUAAUUGGACACGACGAGCAGUAGACAAAAAUGUAUACUUUCACGUAUACCGAUCGAACUUUAUAUAUUUUGGCAAUGAUAUUGACUAGAUUCAGACAAAACUAUUGCAAGGGCCGAGUGAAAUUUCGUUGCUAAUUUCGUUUAACGACGAACAUUAUGACUGAUUAACACGAGACGAUUUGCCAAUAAUUUGAUAUCUUAUUUGUAUAUACAUAUUGUAUGUUUUGAUAUCUUUGUUUUGAUUUAAAAAACGCCAAAGUUUUGUCUUCUUACCAGCACACACCCUCUGUCUCUCUGCUCUUUAAAAACUUUACUCAAUUUCGGUCAAACGUUAUCCUACUUGCAUGUCGAAAAAACUCUUGAACUCUAUUAGAAAACUGCGUUCUCUGUGAACUGCAUGAUUUUAUGUGAAUACUGUUAGUUGAAACUCAAUGCAAAAACUAGUCUACCAUUAAGCUAAGCGCAUAUGUAUUUCAAGCUGCAUCGUCUAUUAUAUUGUGCUCUCUUCGCAUUAAAACCCUGUAGUCUCUUGGCAAAAAAAUUACUCAAACAAAACGGAUUGAUUGCAACUUAUGAUUAAACAACUAAAGUUAGUGCCACAGCGUUUGUGAACCUAGUAUAAUAAAUAAAUUGAAAACCGAA